CUAUUGACCAGAAUGGAACAUCUGGGUUUGGACCGACAUGAUGUGAGUACGGGGAGAGCAGCAUAAAUAGGGCCACGCAGCACUCAGAUGAGAGAGAGAGACUGGACACGAAAAAGCCGAGCCAGAACCAAGAUUUUGGAAUAUGAAAGUUUACUUGUGAAACAGUGUGUGAUAGUGUUUAGCUUAGUGUUUUAGGAAAGACUGUGUAUCGGUGUUGUGAAGAGGGAAUAAUAAAGCCUCACCCUAAGAAGGAAAGCUGCUUCUCGCCUCCUCUUUCACACUGGUGCCGAAACCCGGGAUUGAAGUUUGGAUCGAAGAUGGAUGGCGGACGUCCCGUAGAGUCCUCCCAGUUGGCGGAGAUCCUCCAAGCCCUCGCCAGCCUACAUCAGAACCACCAACAGAUGCUGCUUGAGCUCCGACAAGAUCAAGACCGCCGGUUUGUCGAGCUCAUGCAUGCUCAAGCCGAGGACCGGCAGGCGAUCCGGAGCCUCCUCAGCCAGGGGGCAUCCUCAGCCGCGACCCCGGACACUCCCACGCCGUUACCCCCACCAGCAUUACAGAAAAUGGGGGCGGCGGAUGACCCUGAGGCCUUCCUGGAUUUUUUUGAGCGGACCGCCGAGAGCUGGGGCUGGCCGCUCGGCCAAUGGGCAGCCCAAUUGAUCCCACUAUUGUCCGGGGAAGCCCAGCUCGCGGCUCAACAACUGCCAGCGUCGAGCCUCCUGGCCUACAGAGAUUUAAAAAGAGCCAUCUUGCAACGGGUUGGUCUCACUCCGGAGGAAAGUCAUCAACUCUUCCGGAGCUUGAAGUUGGAGAGCUCUGACUACCCGUUUGCCUUUGCCCAGCGGCUCCGUGACGCCUGCCGAAGAUGGCUGCUAGCGGGGGAUCGCGACGUCCAGGGAAUUAUCGACCAGGUGGUACUGGAACAGUUCAUAGUUCGACUGCCAAAAGGGACGGCGGAGUGGGUCCAUUGCCACCGCCCGGCGUCGUUGGAGGAAGCUAUCCGACUUGCGGAGGACCACAUGGCGGCGAUUCCGAGGGCGGAAGAGCCCUCCUACAUUUUCUCUCCUCCCUCUGUUUCUUCCCCCUCCCCUCUCUCCUCUCAUUCUGCUCUCUCUCCAGGUCCCGUUCCUGCCCCACGCAGAUGAGGAGGACCUCAACCCCUGAGACCAGUUCCC
Myxocyprinus asiaticus (Chinese sucker) is the source of this 1175-nucleotide messenger RNA. Its product is annotated as zinc finger and SCAN domain-containing protein 18-like. The coding region runs from base 318 to 1145 and encodes 275 amino acids. The record is from RefSeq and is a predicted model, not a curated record. Lineage: Eukaryota; Metazoa; Chordata; Actinopteri; Cypriniformes; Catostomidae. The transcript has 2 exons.